GGAAAGAGACCGACAACUUGAAUCAAGCCUACCCAAUGAGAAGCCGCAGAGGAACAGGCUUCCCCUCAGCUUGCCCUAAGCCCGUUGCUGUUUCUCAAUGCUCUCACAUCACGCCACUAAUCGUUGAUGUAACACUUCCCCUUCUCCUGAGUACCAUUGUAAGCGUGUCACUGCACAGAGGUUGGCAGUCCGACAAACUCACUCAAUAUCACAAAAAAACCACUAGAUUAGAAUGCGAGGGGUUGGUUCAGAAUGUUCAAGCUUUUGAUUCACUCACUUUUUCCACUUUUGAACCCAUUCAGCAAGUGAUUCAAAAUUCCCCCAGGUGA
Molecule: messenger RNA, 329 nt
Organism: Laccaria bicolor S238N-H82
Lineage: Eukaryota; Fungi; Basidiomycota; Agaricomycetes; Agaricales; Hydnangiaceae
Exons: 1
Coding region: 36-329 (97 amino acids)
Source: RefSeq, a predicted model, not a curated record